UGGGAUGAAGUAAGAUCUGCUUUUCCUGAUAACAUGAAUGGAAGCAGAAUAUUGAUCACCAGCCGCAUAAAAGAAGUAGCUUCACAUGCAAGCUCUACUCCACCCUACUUUCUCCCAUUUCUUGACAAAGACGAAAGUUGGGAGCUCUUUAGAAAGAAAGUGUUUCGGGGAAGAACAUGUCCUCCCGAGUUAGCAACUCUAGGGAGAAAAAUCGCAGAUGAUUGUCGUGGCUUACCACUUUCCAUUGUGGUUUUAGGGGGCCUUUUAGCAAAUAAAGAGAAGACAUACCGAGAAUGGUCCAAAUUAAUUGGCAAUGUAAAUUGGUUCCUUACUGAUCAGGCUAAUCCAAUCUGCAAAGACAUUUUGGCCUUAAGCUACACCAACUUACCACGACGUUUGCAACCAUGCUUUUUGUAUUUUGGUGUAUAUCCGGAAGACUUUGGGAUCCCCGUAAGGCAAUUGAUCCAGCUAUGGACAGCUGAGGGAUUCAUACAGCCCACGGGCAAUAGAAGCAUAGAGGAUGUCGCCGAAGACUACUUGGAGGAGCUCAUUGAUCGAAGCUUGAUCCAAGUGGGUAGCAGGGCGACAGAUGGAGGCUUAAAGAUAUGUCGUAUUCAUGAUCUUCUGCGAGACCUCUGCAUAUCCGAGAGCAAGGAAGACAAAUUUCUUGAGCUACUUAGAGCCGGUAACCUUUCAUUCCCCAUCAAAUCUCGUAGACUAUCCUUCCAUGGUGAUGGUAGCUUUCCUCUAUACAAUGUCCUAAACUUCUUUGAUCCUCCAUGUGCUCGUUCUUUGUUGUUAUUUGGCAAAGUCAAAGAUAGAGACUUGAAUUUGUUCGUCGAAAACUUCAAGUUGAUUUGGGUGCUUAAUUUGGAGCACUGUAUAGUACUCCACUCCAUUCCCAAAAGCAUAGAAACAAUGAUCCACUUGAGGUACUUGAGGAUAACAUUAUCUGAGUCAGUAAGUGUUAUUCCGGAUUCCUUUGGUAACCUUAGGAAUCUAGAAACACUUGUCAUAGAGGGUGGACAUUUAGAAGAUGAAUAUCAUCCAGUAAUUCGUAGGGUAAGCGGGAUAUUUAAGCUGCAGCGCUUAAGGAAUCUGUAUCUGAAAGAGUUUCUGCCGUUGCCUUACCAUUUGGAUGAAGUUCUAUGGAACCUCCAAGUCCUUUCCACUUCAACAUGUUGGUAUGUUGGAGAGCUUGCUGGCGAACUGGACAAGUUUCCUUGUGUUAGGGAACUAGAAAUAAAAUUUAUCUACAAGGGGUUGUUUUUUGAAGAUGACAACAAAGCAGUACAUUUUUUGGAAAGCCUUCAUCAUUUACAUUAUCUUCAAAAAUUGAGAAUCGAUGCAUUCACAAUACCUCCUAGGGAUUCGAUUUCAUUUCCAUUGACAAUCACUCAACUAACCUUAGAAAAUACUCGGUUAGCAGAUCGAAGGUGGCGGCAUGACAGUGCUGGGAAACCUUCCCAAUCUUCGGAUAUUGAAAUUAGAACAGUGUUACGAUAUUAGAAAUCUGCACGUCUUUGGAGAUUCAUUUCCUAGACUCGAAGUCCUUGAAUUGCGAAGUUUAAAAGAUGUUAAAGAAUGGAAACAAGAGGAAGGUGCAAUGACAUGCCUUAGAUAUUUGGUUAUCAGAUCAUGCCUUAAAUUGACAAUGCUCCCUCCGGAACUAUGGAGUUUGACUGCCUUGCAAAAGGUGGAGGUGUUAGAUCCCAACUCAGAAUUGGAACAGAUGCUUCGAGGAUUGCAGAUGACGUUUAGGUGUAAGCUAGUGAUCGGUUCAGCUCAUUGACAACCCUCGUCCGUGGGUUCAAGUACUGAUAUCAUCCAAUAAUGACCCAUUUUGCAGAUAACUUCAACGGAAAUGGAAACAGUAUUAUGAUGUUCAUGCAGCCCCACGGUUUUCAGGAGGUAGAGGGAUUGAUGGAGAACUAACAGCUCUAUUUGGCAACCCUUAUUCUGUUGAUCGAAGACUUUGGUUUGAUAAGGCUGGAGUUGUCUGUUUACUUCCCCUGUUUUUCAGCACAUGAAGGAUUCUUGCUACAAGAAGGAGAAGAGUCACCAAAUAGAGCUAAUUAAGAGUCAUCAUUGUUAUCUUCUUGAGGCUUUGGUGAGACUCCAUUGCCACCUUGUUCCCAUUGUGUGUGUUUGGUGCUUUUGUUUGAUCCAAAUAACGUUUUUGUGUGUGUAAGAAUCAAUGGUUGGAAU
Messenger RNA from Corylus avellana, 2208 nucleotides. The record is from RefSeq and is a predicted model, not a curated record. NCBI's taxonomy places the organism in Eukaryota, Viridiplantae, Streptophyta, Magnoliopsida, Fagales, Betulaceae.